UUAUUAUUCAUUCAUAGAAUAAAAACUAUUAAAUUAAUAUCAUAAUAAAAAAGUAAAAAUUCGCAAUCUAACAUAGUUUCUACUUAUUAUUACUAAAUUAAAUAUAAAGCUAAAACAUACAUUAAUUCAGCUUUUAUUACGCAUAUUUUACACAGCCAUUUUACCAUGAAAUCCGAUAUAAAACUCAAACCAGAUAAUAAAUAAUUACUAGCAUCUCUUUUUACACAGUUUUUUAGAGAUCAUUUGCUGACUCAAACAGAACAUCAAAGAGAUAAAGAUGCGUAUGAAAAAAAUUUUGACUUAUGGUAGAAAUUUGUUAAAGUGAUUAAUUAAGAUUUGAAACUAGAAGAAAAUGAUAACUUCUAAAAUAACUAAGAUUUAGUAUAGUAAUUAGUAAUCGCAAUAGAUAAUUACAAAUAAAGCCAUGAUAUAAAUGCUAAUUACAUUGAAGAAAUAUCUUAACUCUUAAGCUCUAGUCUCAAUAAGAGUAACGAUGUCUAAGAGUAGGGCAAUUCUUCAAAAAAAUUUGAGAAGGCUUCAAUCCACAGUCAACGGAGGUAACUAUCUAUACCUCCAAAACCUAGUUUGAUCUUGGGCGAUAGUUUAGUUGAAGAGGAAAAACUUACUUAAGAAUACAAUUAUAAGUAAGGAUACCCUAUUCGAACUCAUAAGAAAAAUAAUACAGCUAUACUAAGCUAGAGUAAAUCAAAGUAGAUAAAGGAAGGGUAUUAAUUAUAAGGAUAGAAAUCUCCUUUUAACUAAGCACUUGAGGUUUAAAAUUUAAAUAAAAAUAGUAAUAUAUAAUCAUGUCAAAAUAUAUUUAAUGGUAUUUAAAAUAUAUAAUAAAAAUCAACCCAAAGAGCAGAUGAAGAAAUAUAAAAUAAUUUCUUAGAACUACAAUAAUUUUUAAAGCAAAAAAAUACUAAAAACAUUCAAGAAAUAACAUAAAAUUUGAUGUAGGAAUAAGCAUUUAAGUAAUCAAAGAAUAUUUAUAUCUUAAAGAGUAAUAAUAGCUGCAAUUAAAAGAUGAACAUAAUGAAUUAAUUUCUUUAUGCGGUUAGUAUCUAACAUUACUAAGACCUCAUUUAAAACAGCUCAUAAGAAUAAUGGUAGUAAAUCAUUUAAUUUUUCAAGGACGAAAAAAAAACUUGCUAAUAUAAUUUAGCUUAGGACAUUAAUAAGUCAAACAAAAUGUCUUAGUAUUAAAAAUCAAUUAUGAAAGCAUUAUUUACAGAAAUGUCAGAAAAUAUACAAAGAUAAGAUAAAACUUAACAGACCGCCUUUUAUGAUUUUUUGUAAAGGGCUUAAAGCGAUGAAAUUCUAGCUUAAAGCUUAUUAGUGAGUCUCAAAGAAAAGAUUGUUAACACGUGCAAGCUGGAAGAAUGCGAUAGCUUUCGUAAUGAGGUGUUUAAUAAUUGGUUUGUAAAAAAUCCUAAUACUAACUUAGUAGGAAUUGACUCAUAGAAAUUAAAGCUUUUGUCUUUCUCUCUUUAAAAGAGAAUUUCUAUCCUAAAAGUUACAUAAACAAUAAAUUGUUAAUCAUAAAUACAAUCCAGCUCCUCAUUAGAAGUCGUACAGUCUUUUGAACACUCAAGCGAUAAUGGUAUUUGCAUUCCUAGUAUUAAUAUCCUUUGGCACAAUACUCACUAAUAUGACCAUUUUUAUUUAAUUUUAAAUGAUCAAUAAUAAGCCUUUUAUCAAAAUAAAAGCAAGUAAAAAAUUUAAUCAAUGUAGCAACCUUUCAUUUAAACAAAAGAAAUUUCUUUAUAGAAAUGUAUUUCUGAAAUGUAAUCUUCAUCUACACAACCAUAAAAUUUUUCUUUACUCCAAAUUUCUAAAUAAUAAUCUGAUUAGCCCAGCCAGCUAUUAAAAAAUAAUAGCAAUUCAUACAUGUCAUAAAACAAUCUAAAUGGCUCUUAAAAGAAACAGAGAGAGGAAGCUCUAAUUGAAAAAUACUCCAGUUCGACAUCCAACUUCUCUCGCAGUUCUAUUGAACCAAAAUUCUCAAAAGAAGGACUCUAGAAUCUCAAAUAAAAAACAUAGAAGUUGAAGUUAAUGAUGAUAGAUAAUUCUUUUACCAUAAAUAGUAUUUAAAUGCAGAUAGAAAAUAACUGGAAGCCUUCUAAUUAAUAUAAUUAGCAAAAUGUUAUAAAUAUUCCUUCAAUUCCAUCUAACUAGCUAGAACAAUAAUUUAAAAAGAUUGAUUAAUUUUAAUUAAAGAUUAAUUCAUAAUUAUCACCUUUUAUUAAGCCAUUAAAUGACAUAAACAAUCAAAAUACAAAUCUUAGGUAUUAAAGUAAUAUUCAAAUUUAAUUACUCAAAAAUUAAGAUUAAGAUAUAUUGAGAGGUCGUGAAAACUGCUAAAACUAAAUCAAGUUGUUAAAUUAAUGUAGUUUUAGAAGUGCCAGUCAAAAUAACUUUUUCAAAUAGAAAGAAGAAUAGUCUCAACAUAUAAGUUUAAUUCCAAACUUAUAGAGCAAUUAAAGUUAAAUAACAUCUAACAUUUCACCAACAAAAAAGAAUUAGGCAUCAAAUUAAGCAAGAUUGAGAAUACAGUCUGGCCAUGUAGUAUCAGCUCAUAAAAUAAGCGAAGACAAUUAAGAUCGCUCAGGUAUUACUCUUUUAGGGUAGUCAUCUUAAAAAAGCAAUAUAUCUCCAUUCAUUAAUUUGUAUAAUGAAGAAAAUAGCAUUAAAUGUACUAAAAUGGAGGAAAACAAGAAAGAAGAUUCCUCUGAUAAAUAUUAAUCAAAUUAUGAUUCAAAUACUUCAUAAAUAUAAAUUUAAUUACUGAACAAAUAAUAAAAGAAUAUUUUAAAUUCAAAUUAAGUAGAUGAGUCUGAUAAAAAUAUCUUAAAAGCAUUAGGAUUGACUAGCUCUACUUCUACUAACUCAACUAUAGCUUCCAACACUGCAUCAAAUAUAAAUACCCCAAAUAAUUUUAUUUAGAAUAACUCAUGUUCUAGAUAAGCCUCUUUUUUCAUGAGAAACAGCCCAAAUUAUAUGAAUAAUAACAACUCUCCUUAGACAGAUUCAGGAGUUAAACUAAUAAAAUCUUUAAGUACUAACCAACACAAUAUCUAAUUUACUAACCCCAAAUAAAUACCUUCUAUUAAUGACUUUAGAUUUUACUAAGAAUUUUUAUUACAAAAUAAAUAAAAUACACCUCAAUAAAACUGUAUAAAAAACUAAUAAAUAAACCAUAAGUAUAUAUCCUUAUAAUAAAAUAUAGCAAAAAGUUGA
Tetrahymena thermophila SB210 is the source of this 3240-nucleotide messenger RNA. RefSeq lists its product as hypothetical. Lineage: Eukaryota; Ciliophora; Oligohymenophorea; Hymenostomatida; Tetrahymenidae. The record is from RefSeq and is a predicted model, not a curated record. The transcript is spliced from 2 exons.